Humulus lupulus (European hop) is the source of this 1462-nucleotide messenger RNA. RefSeq names its product cysteine protease XCP1-like. The transcript has 4 exons. Gene Ontology annotation, molecular function: cysteine-type endopeptidase activity. Lineage: Eukaryota; Viridiplantae; Streptophyta; Magnoliopsida; Rosales; Cannabaceae. The coding region runs from base 255 to 1316 and encodes 353 amino acids. Gene Ontology annotation, cellular component: lysosome. The record is from RefSeq and is a predicted model, not a curated record.
ACUUACGUUCCUCACAUUCAUUCAACUCGUGUUAAUUAUACAUGAUCAUGCUUGGAAGAAAAGCCUGCCAAACAGAACCAAUCUUAAAGACUCCGUCUUCUCUUAAAAAUAAAAAUAAAUAUACAUAGUACACCACUUCAUUAAAAAGCAACCCUUUCAAAUCAAAAACUAUAUAUAUAGUCAUUCCAUGCUUUCCUUCUCAUUCAUUCAAUACCAAACACCUCUUCUCUCCAUUCAAUUUUCCUUGGCAGAAAAUGACUUUCUCUUUGCUUUCUAAGCUUUCCCUUUUGGCAUUGUUGUCUUUGUCUCUCUUUGCUUGUUCUUCAUUAGCCAAUGAUGACUUUUCAAUCGUUGGCUAUUCUCCUGAUCACCUGACUUGCAUUGACAAACUUAUUCAUCUUUUUGACUCGUGGAUCUCGAAACAUGGCAAAAUCUACAACAGCAUAGAGGAGAAGAUUGAAAGGUUUGAGAUAUUCAGAGAUAACUUAAAACACAUUGAUGAAACAAAUAAGCAAAACAGUGACUACUGGCUGGGGCUUAAUGAGUUUGCUGAUUUGAGCCAUGAGGAGUUUAGGAGCAAGUAUUUGGGACUCAAAACUGAUUUCACUAAGAGAACAGGAUCUUCUGAGAAGUUCAGUUAUAGAGAUGUGGUGGAUUUGCCAAAGUCUGUGGAUUGGAGAAAGAAAGGUGCUGUCACUGCAGUCAAGAACCAAGGUUCAUGUGGUAGUUGCUGGGCAUUUUCGACCGUUGCUGCUGUUGAAGGCAUAAACCAGAUUGUGACAGGAAACUUGACUUCCUUGUCCGAGCAAGAACUGGUCGAUUGUGACAGAACAUUCAACAAUGGCUGCAAUGGUGGUUUGAUGGACUAUGCCUUUGAAUUCAUAAAGUCUAGUGGUGGGCUUCACAAGGAAGAUGAUUACCCUUAUCUUAUGGAGGAAGGCACCUGUGAGGAGAAGAAGGAUGAGACGGAGGUAGUGACCAUAAGUGGUUACCAAGAUGUGCCAGCAAAUGAUGAACUAAGUCUUCUCAAGGCAUUGGCUAACCAACCUAUUAGCAUAGCCAUUGAUGCUUCUGACAGAGCUUUCCAGUUCUACAGUGGGGGAGUGUUUAACGGGCACUGCGGAACUGAUCUAGAUCAUGGAGUUGCAGCAGUGGGAUAUGGCACAGACAAAGGAGUAGAUUACGUCAUAGUAAGGAACUCAUGGGGACCAAAGUGGGGAGAGAAAGGUUACAUAAGGAUGAAGAGAAACACUGGUAAACCAGAAGGAAUCUGUGGUCUCUACAAAAUGGCUUCAUUUCCUACCAAAAAACAGUGAUCUUUCUAUUAAUGUGGGCUGUGCUUAUUCCCUUCAUAAGCAAACCUUUGCUUUUUUUAUUGUUGUUUUUCUUUCCCAAAGAUAUAAGUUUGACUUGUAACCUACUCUUGUCACUUCAAUAAAAUAACUUAGCCAAUCAUAAUAUA